Molecule: messenger RNA, 1524 nt
Organism: Ophidiomyces ophidiicola
Lineage: Eukaryota; Fungi; Ascomycota; Eurotiomycetes; Onygenales; Onygenaceae
Exons: 5
Coding region: 1-1524 (507 amino acids)
Source: RefSeq, a predicted model, not a curated record
AUGAACUCUACCAUGUGCCCGCCACCGUUCUUGAACGAGAGUCAGUUUCCAAAAAACGGUGGAUUCCUUGCCGGCCGAACAUGUGAUGCAGUGACCAUGCCAUCGGGAGUCAAGGUCCGCUGCUGUCUACCGUGCCCGCAGGCCGAAUGGAGAUAUACAGACGACUUUCUCCGCCGGACAAAAAUUGCCAGUUGGCUUGCUCUCGCCGUCUUCAUCCUAAAUACCUUGAUGCUUCUCACCUAUGCAGUGCUGCCGGCGAAGGCGACUCGUCGUCACUACCUCAGUAUUUGUUUGAUUUCAGCUCUCAUGAUGAUGGAGCUUUCUUUUAUUAUCCCGCUUGCUGCACAGCCAACACAAUGCUACGAUGCAAUUACACCACAUGACAUGAGAUCUGACCUCACUUGUUUUUGCCGCACGCUGUCCCUGCACGUCCAGAUCUGCUGGGACGUCGUUCCUGGCCGCAAGUUUUUCAUCUCGACAAUGUGUUUUGGGUGGGGAAUUCCCAUCAUCGGUCUUGCAACCGCAAUGGCGGUGACCGGCACCUCCUAUCGCUUUGGAAGCAUCUGCCACAUCAACCACGAGAAAGGCUUGUUUAUCUUCUGGGGCCCGUUGAUGACCUUUGCUGGGGCGACCAUGCUCAUCCACCUGACCACGCUGGGCUACUGCAUCCACGUCUACGUGAAGUCGAUCCUGGACACCAAACCCACAACAGAGAACAGCGGCCCAUUGCCCUCGUACACGGGAAGCGAGCGCACAAUUUCCGCGCGGCAGACGUACCGCCGUGUGAAAAGGAUUCUACUACUGCAGUGGCGAGGGUUCGCGGUGGUGUUUACGAUCUUAGCGAACGUUGUCUUCUUCACCGUUGUCUUCUUGGGCCUGGACAACGCCGCACGCCGGUCGCCAGAAAACGUCGCCAAAUCUCAACCUUGGAUUGCCUGCCUCGUACUCUCGUCCGGCAACGCGGACGAAUGCGCCAGACUGGCCGCCAGCCUGGGCCCCAGCGAGAGCUCCGUACUGGCCGUCCUCAUCCUGCUGGGCAUGAGCGGCUUCUGGCCGGUCAUCUUCCUGGGCCACUCGACGAUGAUCACGGGCUGGCGCGACUGGAUCAAGCAGAAGAUCCACCCCAACCGCGAGUUCGUGUCGAUGGACGCGCGCAAGAAGGGCUCGCCCACGCGCGCCUACGAGAUGCUCGCCGCCGGCCGCCAGCCGUCGUCCAUCAAGUCGCCCGAACCGCUGCUCAGUCCCGUGCGCAACUCCGACCACUCCAUCGCGACCAUGAACUACUCGGCCUACGCCUCUGCCGCGCCGCCCACGUCGCCCGACCCGGCCAUCAUCACGCCCGAGGCCCGUUACCACAGCCCGCCGUUGAGCUUCUCGACGCCGCGGCCCCCCAGCCAGCGCGGUGUGUCGUCGCCGUCGUCGCCGUCCGCGAUAGCGGCGGCCAAGGAUUGGGAUCCGCAGGCUACUUUUGCUCCUAGUCGAGCCGGUGGGAAACAGUGGCAUGACAGACCCGGCCCGUCCUGA